AUGGCUACUAUUAAGGUCCAUCUUUUCUUAACAAGACACUGUUUAAUAUACAAUCCAUUGGGUAUAAGAAAGAGAGAAAAAGAGAGAAAAAAAAUAGCUACUCCUUGUCAUUCAAAAUUUCAACAACUUUUAGCCGAUAUCGCUAAUAUUGGAAGUACUACGGGAUUUAAGUAUUUCACUCUUCAGUUAAACGGAAAAGAAGAAUUGCUAUGUUCUAUAUUAAACAGUCCUUCGAUUUACAGCAAUGAAAAUGCUAUUGGUUGGGAUGAUAUAUACGAUACCAACAAUAUAUCAAAGAAAAGGCGACCUCCGCUAUUAUCGCAGAUGAGCCAAAGCAAUUUAUUAAAAGAAUCUGGCGGUACUGGCUCUAGCUUGCCUCCAGCUAGCCCUCCGAUAUCUUGUAUCAGUAAUGCUGAUGAAACAUUAUUCCUGAUUGGUGCUUAUCCGCUUUACGACCGGCCGUAUGUUUGGAUUCGAAACAAUCAUAGCCGCUUCAUGGUAGAUUCAGAUUUAGAAAAUGAAAAAACGAAGAGCAGCCCCUUACGAUUAAAGUCAUCACUUGAAUGGGAAAAGAGAGAUAUUCGAAUCUGGGAUAUAAUAGCAGAACUUGUAACUAUUUCAUGCAGACCGUCACCAAGAAAUCCAUUCGCUAUCGAUAUAGAUUAUUAUGAUAAUUCUCCACUUGUUGAGAGUACUUUGGCUACUGGAUCUACUAUUCGAAUUUUACAGGAAAUUGUUACUUCAAGUCACCCAUACAAUGACAAAGUGUGGGAUGACUUACAGCAGCUGACCAAACGCCAUUUCGAAGACUUGGAAGCAGUAGUUGGAAACUGCAAAGUUAUAUCAGAUUGUAGCCCUCUAAUGUGA
This is a messenger RNA of Trichoplax adhaerens, 867 nucleotides long. RefSeq lists its product as uncharacterized. The coding region runs from base 1 to 867 and encodes 288 amino acids. NCBI's taxonomy places the organism in Eukaryota, Metazoa, Placozoa, Uniplacotomia, Trichoplacea, Trichoplacidae. The transcript has 11 exons. The record is from RefSeq and is a predicted model, not a curated record.